AAACAAUUUCUCCCUUCCGCCUGCUGUUUUGCUCUUUACUCUUCUGGACCAGCUGAGCUUCCCCAUUCUUCAAGAAGACAACUUGUGUUGGAUUUUAUCUAGGAAUCCAAAGCCCCUGUGGCUGUACCCAGCAGGUACUUUUUGCCCCAGGUUAUUGCUUCCUCAUCCAGUUUGCUUUAAUCUUACAAUAGUGAGGGUCAACGUAUGGUUCAUAAUGUGGCAGUCCAGGAAGCAGAUUUUAAGAACCCGCACCAACCCUUGGCAGCUCCCAUUCCCAUACAGCUGACCAGCAUGGGUCUGCGUGGGUGGUGCUGGGAACUGACUCCCAAAUGCCAUAAAUCUGACCAUUAGCAGUUUAUUAACUCAUUAACAGACAAAUGUGACUGUAUUUAUAACAGUAAAGCUAAUUUUGUUUACCAAGUGCUAAUAAUUAUCAUACUACCUAAAUCAAACCAGAAAUGUUUAUCGAAUGGUCAGCCCGUACUCUCCCCAAAAGUGAGCAUUCCUUCAAUACAGAAAGGCCAAGCAGCACUACUAAAUGUCCACUUUCACCUUAGGGUUUUUGUAUACAACCAAAUUAUCUGAACUCACAAAUGAAACCAGUAACUGGUGAUGGAUGCCCUUUACAUUUUGAACUUAGAGGUCAACUCUAAAGUGCCUACUAAUGCUUAAUCUUCUUGGGAUCUUAGACACCAACUUCAGUUUCACUUUUUUAUUUAAGCUUAGCUAUUUGCUAAAUAUUUAAAAUGAACUUUCUCUAAAGCUUUCUGCUAAAAUAAGGUUAAUAUGCAGCCUUCAAUUUAAACUUCUGGAAGGGGCCCACAAAAAUGAUCAGAUAGUUGUGGGGAAUAAUUGAUAAAGGAAAAUUAAUUCCUCGUUGGGUAAAUAUGAAGGAUUACAUUAUGUAAGUUAGCCUGGACAACUGCAUCCUUGAGAAAGAUUAGUAUGUAAUGCUUUGAAAAUAUUAUAGGCUGAUUUUUUUUUAGAUACUGGAGAGCAAAAACAGACUUGCAGAGAAAAUUAAAUGCAAUCAGCUGGUGAGAAUCUGUGUAUUACAGUUUACUGCCUGGUUUAUUAAAACAAGGGUUUUUUAAGCUAAAAAAGGCAUUUUGGUAAAUAGAAUCUCAACAAAUUAGUUUCAUAUUUUAAAUUAUGUUUAAAAUCUACACUAAUGUAUUUUUUGAAUACUAGAAUAUGCCAUUUUCUGUAAGAAGAUUUGUAUGAUCAGUGAAAGAUCCUUUUACAUUUUUAGUACUAAAAUAAAAUCUAGCUUUCCAGAAUGAGCCAGUCUUGCCCGCGUUGUUUCAGAGCCCAUCUCCAGAUGCCCGUUUUCCCCUUCAGUUCUCCCGUAAACCAGACAAUCUUCCUAAGAACUUAUCUGAAGAAAGACUUGCUAUUGCUGAGGAGUGAAUAGUUCUUAUUUCUCACAUAAAAUCAAGAGAAUUUUGAAAAGCUUGGUAUUGUCAGUAUUUCACUUUUGCUCUUCCAUACUUUAUUUUGUUGGAAAACAAACCUCAGCUAUGUCUUUCAGUGUAGCAGAACAAUCUGAGUAGUCAUAGGGGCCAGGGUUACAGAGGGUGAUGGGCAAUGCCAACGCUGCUGUCUCCGGCAGGGCAGGAUGGGAUAAAGCAGGUUGUUGUAGUGUCUGCCCAGCAGAUGUAAAGUCUGCGAAUUGAAGGAAAUAGCACAGCCUCUCAGAUGACAAGGUACAAUGAGUGCCAAGCGUGAAUGUGGCAAUUUUACACUAAAUAAACAUAACCCUGAACAAUGAAGAAACUUUACCCAGAGUAGACAACACAAAACCACUGCUGGUUUGCUGUGCAAGUCACUUCCUAUGUUACAGGUUACAUCUAUGUUACAUCUUCAUGAAAUAUUUUAAUAAUUACAGAUUUUUAAAAGUGAUUCCUUAUUAGAAACAUUGUAAAAUAAAUUACUAAAAAUCACAAGCAGUAAAGCUGAGGAUAAAGUAAGCAGGUAGUGAAAAAAAUGCAUCUUCUGAGGAAAAUUAAUUUCCUCUGAAUAGUCUGUAUGGACAUUUGCUGCGUGUACGCACCUUACUUGUUUGGGUUUUUUUCUAAUAGAAAACGCGUGGACUGACAUGAAAUAAUACUGUGCAGAUGCUCUCAAAGAAAUUCAAGCUGACCCUGGGCUUUUGCCAAGCUCUCUGAGAAAGGUCAACAUUCUGAAGUCAAACUGCAGCAUUUCACCUGCUCUAGAGGUCAAGGGAAGUGUUGCAUAAAAUGACAAAACAUCUGAGCAAAGAUUCUGAAAGCUAUUUUCAGCUUUUGGUUUCUAGGUAUUGACUCACCUUCCAAAUACUGACUUUUCCUUAACAGUGUUGUGGGGUUUUCACUAAAGUUUUGUAAACACGACUCUUCUGAACAGAAAUAUUUCAUAUCACGUAUCCUUUGCCCAAAUAUGCCUGUGUGGGGCUAGUCCAAAUGAAUAUAAAAGGCAACAGCACUGUCUCAAAACACCUCAUAAAAGCAAGCAUUUCUCGUUGAGGACAUCUUUCUCAUCUUUGCAACUUGGAAGCCCCUCUAUCAGUAAGAUCUCCCAGGAUAAGUUGUUUAAGCACUUUUAUUCUGUCCAUUGAACUAAUCUUCCCAUAACCAGCUGUGUUGCAUUAACAAAACUUUGAGCUUCCUAAGACUGAAUAACUACAGAGUUGCUGAAAGCGUUCAACCAGUUUGAAAGCUUGUGACUUACACCGUACCUGAAGGCAGUUAUUCAUGUGAAGUUGGCUUUAAAUUGCUCUCACCAGCAAUAAACUACAUUCCAGAAUCAGUGUAUUUUCAAUAUCUUAACCUCGUAUACUUACUGAUGUUUAGGAAAGGUCUGUUACAUGUCCUACCCUGGUCUUUUUUACAAGCAAUUAUGAAGUUUUGAGAGGUGUUUAUACGGUUUUAGUGUCCCAGGCACUAAAUGAUUUACCUCAGUCAUCAUCUAAAUAUAGAGCAUUUAAUCAGAUGCAGCAGGUUCUGGCUGCUCGGCGCCGGGAGCCCCUGUUGUCCAUAACCUAAGUAUUUAUAACUAGGUAAGCUUUCUGUCAUCAGAGAUCUUCUAUUUACAGGGCUUAGCACAGUAUGUUACAGACCAGAGCUCGAAAUGCCACCCGAGCGCGUCACCGGCGAGUUGCUGGGAAGAUCUCUCCGGGAGCUUCCCCCAGAUCCGACCAAGUUCGACCCGGCCAGGCAGCUCGCUCCACCUCCGCUCCCCCUCUCCCCUCGGAGAAGCGCAGGCCGCGGCCGGCCUUGCCGCCGCUUCUCUCCGCCAGCGAUCGCCAAUGCCCCGGGGCCAGCAGCCGCCGGGUCCGCCCCCUCCCCGCAGCAAGGCUGAGGCUCCCGCGGGCCUCGGGGCGCUCCGCCUUCAGCGAGGCUGAGGUUCGCCGCGGCCCAGGGCCGCCUGCCCCACUUCGCUCCGGCCCGGCCGCCUCAGCGCGGGCGGAGCGCGAUGUCCGCCUCCCCUGAGCUGCAGCGCCGGGGUGGGAGCGGAAAGGAGGUGCGGGAGCGCCCGGCCCGGCAGCCGCACCGCGCUCUUAGCCCGCGGGGCCGGGGCGCCUCACCCACCUCCCACCGCCGCCGCCACGUCGGGCUGCCCCCCUCCAACAACAUGGCGGCGGCCGACGGCCCGCCUGACGCCGGGGCCGCCGUCACGUGGCCGCCGUCACGUGCCGCCGGGACCGGAAGCGGCUCAUCCCGGUGUGGCCCGGCUGCCGUGCCGGCCCCGCGCGGGGCAGCGGCGUCCAUGGGCUGGCUGCGGGCGGCCGGGCAGCGGCUGCGGCAGCGGGCCCGGGGCGCCGAGGUGCUGCGGGAGACCUGCCGGCAGUACCCACUCUUCUGCUGCCUGCUCCUGGGGCUGGGCGCCGCCACCCUCCUCCUCAAUCGGUAUCUUCACGUUUUAAUGAUCUUCUGGUCAUUUGUGGCGGGUGUCGUCACCUUCUACUGUUCGUUGGGACCGGACUCCCUCUUGCCCAAUAUUCUUUUUACAAUAAAAUAUAAACCCAAGCAAUUAGAAUUGCCGGAGCUAUUUCCCCACGGUCACAGUUGUGCUGUAUGUGGCAAGGUCAAAUGCAAGCGGCACAGACCUACUUUGCUUCUGGAAAACUAUCAGCCAUGGCUGGAUCUGAAAGUGCCUUCCAAGGUUGAUGCAUCACUCUCGGAGGUGCUUGAGUUGGUGCUGGAAAACUUUAUUUAUCCAUGGUACAGAAAUAUUACUGAUGAUGAAUCCUCAGUGGAUGAACUGAGAGGCACGCUGCGGUUUUUUGCGUCUGUAUUAGUUCGGAGAAUUCACAAGGUGGAUAUUCCAACUGUUGUAACAAAGAAAAUGCUCAAGGCAGCAAUGAAACACAUCGAAGUGAUAGCCAAGGCCAGACAGAAAGUAAAAAACGCAGAAUUUUUACAGCAAGCUGCUUUAGAAGAAUAUGGACCAGAACUCCAUGUUGCUUUGAGAAGCCGAAGAGAUGAACUUCACUACUUAAGAAAACUUACCGAACUUCUUUUUCCUUAUAUUUUGCCCCCAAAGUCAACAGAGUGCAGAUCCCUGGCUCUUCUGAUAAGAGAAAUUCUGCCUGGUUCUGUUUUCCUUCCCUCAAUGGAUUUCUUAGCUGAUCCUGACACUGUCAACCAUUUGCUGCUGAUCUUCAUUGAUGAUAGUCCACCUGAGAAAGCAACUGAACCUACUUCUUCAUUGGUUCCAUUCCUUCAGAAAUUUGCAGAGCCAAGAAAUAAAAAACCAUCUGUCCUGAAACUGGAGCUAAAGGAGAUCAGAGAUCAGCAAGACCUUUUAUUUCGGUUUAUGAACUUCCUGAAACAGGAAGGGGCAGUCCAUGUGCUGCAGUUCUGCCUGACUGUAGAGGAAUUCAAUGACCGAAUUUUGCGACCAGAACUGUCAGAUACUGAAAAGAUGUCUCUUCAUGAGGAAGUACAGAAAAUUUAUCAAACAUAUUGUUUGGAUGAAAGCAUUGACAAAAUUAGAUUUGACCCUUUUAUUGUGGAAGAGAUUCAAAGAAUUGCUGAAGGUCCAUAUAUGGAUGUUGUGAAACUUCAAACUAUGAGGUGUCUUUUUGAAGCUUAUGAGCAUGUACUUUCUCUACUUGAGAACGUUUUUACUCCUAUGUUCUGUCACAGUGAUGAGUACUUCAGACACCUUUUAAAAGGAGCAGAGUCACCAACACGCAAUUCAAAGUUUAACAGAAGUAGCCUGAGUUUGGAUGACUUCCGGACCACGCAGAAGAGAGGAGAAUCAUUUGGAAUCAGCAGAAUAGGCAACAAAAUAAAAGGUGUAUUCAAGAGUUCUGCGAUGGAAGGAGCUAUGUUGCCGAACUAUAACUUAAAUGAAGGAGAAGAUGACUUUAUUGAAGAAGGUGUUAUGGUGAUGGAAGAUGAUUCUCCUGAGGAGGCUGUUAGUACCCCAAAUACACCCCGUAACCUUGCCGCAUGGAAAAUUAGCAUCCCAUACGUAGAUUUUUUUGACGAUCCCUCCUUGGAAAGAAAAGACAGAAAGGAGAGAAUUCCUGUGUUCUGCAUCGAUGUAGAGAGAAAUGAUAGAAGGGCAGUUGGGCAUGAACCUGAACACUGGUCUGUCUACAGGAGGUAUCUUGAAUUUUAUGUGCUUGAGUCGAAGCUGACAGAAUUUCACGGUACAUUUCCUGAUGCUCAGCUUCCUUCAAAGAGAAUCAUUGGCCCCAAGAACUACGAGUUCUUAAAAUCCAAGAGAGAGGAGUUUCAGGAAUAUCUGCAGAAACUUCUGCAACAUCCAGAACUAAGUAACAGCCAGCUUUUAGCUGACUUCCUGUCCCCUAAUGGAGGAGAGACUCAGUUUCUUGAUAAAAUGUUGCCUGAUGUGAAUCUUGGUAAAAUUAUAAAAUCUGUUCCAGGAAAGCUGAUGAAAGAGAAAGGUCAGCAUUUGGAGCCAUUCAUCAUGAAUUUUAUCAACUCCUGUGAAUCUCCCAAGCCUAAACCAAGUAGGCCUGAACUUACCAUUUUGAGUCCCACUUCUGAAAACAACAAGAAGCUUUUCAAUGAUUUAUUCAAGAAUAAUGCAAACCGGUCUGAGAAUACAGAAAGACGACAAAAUCAGAACUACUUCAUGGAAAUGAUGACUGUAGAAGGAGUCUAUGACUACUUAAUGUAUGUUGGUCGGGUAGUUUUCCGCAUUCCUGACUGGCUGCAUCACCUCUUGAUGGGAGGAAGAAUUCUCUUCAAAAAUACAUUGGAACUAUACACUGACUAUUACUUGCAUUAUAAGUUAGAACAGCUAUUUCAGGAGCACCGGUUGGUUUCUCUGAUAACACUGCUGAGAGAUGCUGUGUUCUGUGAGAAUACCGAACCUCGCUCUCUCCAGGAUAAACAGAAGCGAGCAAAGCAGACUUUUGAAGAAAUGAUGAGAUACAUUCCAGAUUUAAUAGGCAAGUGCAUUGGGGAAGAGGCUAAAUACGAAGGCAUCAGGCUUCUGUUUGAUGGAAUGCAGCAACCAGUGCUCAACAAACAGUUAACUUAUGUUCUGCUGGACAUUGGGAUCCAAGAACUCUUUCCAGAGCUGAGUAAGGGUUCGAAGGAAGCUAGUUCUGUGUCAUGUUGGAUGUGAAUGCAGGGACCUUGCUGGACACCCAGUAGAAACACCCGCUGUGCACUGUUGGAAUGGACAUGUGACAUUUUAACCUUGCAUUGUAUAUUUUCUUGUAAAUAGCAUAAAAUCUAAGUUCUAAAAAAAAAAAAUCUCUUUAUGCAAUAAAGACAUUAAAAUUUAAUACCAAUUAUAAGUAAAUAAUGUAUCUCUACUUGUAAUUUAAAAUUUGCUUUAGCUGUUACCAGUAAAAGUCAAAUUAAUUUCUCCAAAAUAUCUGUGUAGGAAAUUACAGGAUGACAUAAAAUAAGAUGGCUGGGAGACCAGCCAACGUGUGCUUUGCUAAAAGAGCAAUUACUGUUGUCUUCCUUAAAGGAUAUGUAGAAAAAUUGUUUGGAAGAAGUUGUAGAAUGCUCCCAUGAAGUUAUUUUUAACUAUCUUAACAAAUCUUACUAAAUUUUUUAAAACAAAAUUACAUGAUUGAAUCUGUUGCAUACAGAUCAUCUCAGAAAUAUCUUUGGCCUUCAUGCUUCUGGUGAGCAUGUAAAAAACCAGAAUUUAUUUAAUAUCUGACCUUCAAAUAGAAAGCACUCUUAAAAUAAUAAUGGGUAUGAAAAGUGGUUUUGACUUUUACCAUAGCCUUUAUUUUUCUGCGAUUUCUUAUCUGGAUUUGUUGGUUUUUUUCCUGACAUCAUCUUUACAGGCUUAGAAAGGAGGACGUGAGUCUGUUCAGAGCAUUUUCUAAAAAUUUAUUAGUAUAAAUGUGGAAGAUUUUUCCUGUAAGUCUUAAUUUGUUGGCCCAGCCUUUAUAAAAGACGGUUUGAAAAG
Molecule: messenger RNA, 7395 nt
Organism: Grus americana (Whooping crane)
Lineage: Eukaryota; Metazoa; Chordata; Aves; Gruiformes; Gruidae
Gene: SNX14
Product: sorting nexin 14
Exons: 29
Coding region: 3454-6588 (1044 amino acids)
Biological process (GO): autophagosome maturation
Cellular component (GO): late endosome
Molecular function (GO): phosphatidylinositol-3,5-bisphosphate binding
Source: RefSeq, a predicted model, not a curated record